UGCAGCGUCCGAGGAGAGCAUAGGAUUGUGGGUAUGUGGUGUUUCCUGACAGACUGACAGCCAGUCAGCUGUUGUAGAAAAGUUUUGACAGUCUGAUAGCUUCCUUUAGCCAGCGUUUAAUAAAUGUUGGACCUCUGUGGAACUUAAUCUCCUGUGUUAGUUUUUCUUCCGUCUGCUUCACCGAGUAGCAACAUUUGGAUCCACACGGUUCGUAACUUAGUGAUUUAUUUAAAAGAGGAUCUACUGUGUGAUUUAGAUCAACUUUCAGGAUGAGUUUAAACGAGCACUCAAUGCAAGCUCUAUCGUGGAGGAAACUCUACUUGAGUAGAGCUAAACUCAAAGCCACCAGCCGGACUUCAGCUCUUUUGUCUGGAUUCGCGAUGGUUGCCAUGGUGGAGGUGCAGCUGGAGCGGGAUUACACGUAUCCUCCCGGGCUGCUGAUAGCCUUCAGUGCCUGCACCACAGUUCUGGUUGCCGUCCACCUCUUCGCCCUCAUGAUCAGCACCUGCAUCCUCCCUAAUCUGGAGGCCGUCAGCAACGUCCACAACCUCAACUCAGUCCACGAGUCUCCCCAUGAGCGUAUGCAUCGCCACAUAGAGCUGGCCUGGGCCUUCUCCACAGUCAUUGGCACCCUCCUCUUCCUCACUGAAGUGAUGCUCCUGUGCUGGGUGAAGUUCUUACCCCUCAAAAACAACACGGAAGACGGCAACGGCACCAUAAGUUCUGGUGAAGCCGCCGCCAUCGCCUCCACCUGUAUCAUGGUGCCAUUUGGGAUCGUUUUCAUAGUGUUCGCUGUGCACUUUUACCGCACGCUCGUCAGUCACAAAACGGACCGGCAGAUCCGGGAGCUGGAGCAGGUCAUCCGGCUGCAGAAUCAGCUGGACCACCGGGCUGAGAAUGACGACCUGAAGGCUGUUGUCCAUUUCCCUUAAUCAGCCAGUGAGGCUACAACUGCAGCAGACAUUCAGCAGGGCUUUUCUUGUGAAGUCCCUUAUACAAGCUUUAUUUUUUAUGUUUAUGGACUUUGCUUAGAUGCUUCUUUUGAAUUUGCAAGCUUUAUCUUUCAAAUGUUACAGUUUCCAAACUAGUUUUGGAUCAUGCAUGUUCAAAAACACAACUUAGGCGCUGUAUUAUGUAUUGGAAAAUAGUUUACUGUGUACUUCAAGGUAAAUUUUCAUUAUAGUUCUGUCUCAUGUUAUCUUUUGCUCUGGUGCACAUACUGUAUGUUUCAAUAGCUUUUAUAAUGGGGGAAAUAUAGAUCAGAUUACAUGACAGAGGAAGACUACCAUCAGAUCAAAAUAUAUCACAAUGAGUAUAAUAAAGAUUGGCUUCCUCAUGUGAGUACAGCUCACAAUAUAGCAAUUUUUUUUCAAGCAAUCUAUAGAUUAAGUCUGGGUACAGCCUGGGUUCUGCCCAGUUUUACAACUGGUGAUGCAGCUUAAUGAAUGUGUUAUGCUUGUUUAUUCAAGCCAUCAAACCCAUGUUUUAUUCUUAUUUUUAAGGUACAGUUCAGAACUCAGCACUGUUACAACCUCACCUGUGGCCUUAACUCUGUCCCCUUGGGGGUAUUUCAUUGAGUUCUCUUGAUGUUGAUGUCUGGAGUUGAAUUAAGUUUUAAACAAAGUGUACCCAGCCCCUUGUCAAAAAUUCAGAUAUUCAUAUUCAAGCUGUGACUUAUCUGACUGUGGUAUCAUUAGAAUCACUGUAUGCAUGCUUUAAAACAAACUUUGAAACAAAUGCAAUCAAACUUAUUGCACUGAAGGGUUUCUAGGGACUUUUUUGUACUUUGAAGUAGUUGAUGUGAUGUGUAUUAAUUGGCUUUGAUUGUAUCAAAAGUUAACUUUCAGUUUUUCCUUCAUAGAUCUUCAGUCUCCUUUACUUUUACUUUUUUGUAUUUUUUAGCUGGAGACCUCAUUUUUAAAAAUCUCCAAAAAUAUAAUAGUAUUUCUGUGCAGUCUGAGGCAAGAGAACACUUCAAAUUAUCCAAGGGUUUACUUGAACAAAAGUGUGUCUUUUCAGUGCACAUAUUUUAAUGGCAGACGAUAAUCAAUCUGUAAGGCUGUCUUUUUAAAAAAAGUUUUUUGAGUCUGUGUACUGAGACUCAGUUUUCUUUUAUCAGAGGAGGCAUCUUCUACUAAAAUCUAUCUUAGGUAAAAAUAAAUAAAUAAAUAAAAAUCAUAAAGAAAAUGUUUCAUUUUCUUAGUGCUUCUGCAAUUCAACUAUUCUGCAAUGCAUCAAACGGUUACUGGCUGUGAAGAAGUACUGUUAGUAUGUUGUUAUAAAGCAUGCACAUAUGGGAAAUGUGUUUUAUAUAUUAUGUUUUGUUCUUUUUCUAGUACAUACGUCUCAGCAUGUUGACAUGUUGUUUAGGUUACACAUUGUGUAGGCUUUAAGUUGUUAAAGUGUGUAAUUUAUUGUUCUCCUUGUCCUGUGGCACACUGCGGAGUUGUUCUGCAUGUGUUAUUUACCAGCUCAGCUUUUUAAAAGGAUCCUUGCUUUAACAUGGUCCAAAAAAACAAAAAUCUAUAUUCACCUGAAAUGUGCACAUUCUUUAGAGAAAAAACAGCUUGUCAAAAUAAGCACUGUAUGUGCUUAAAGAAGAGAGAAAGUAUCAUUUCUGUUUAUCAGGCUUCAUGUCAACAAACACUCGGUGCAUUCAUUUCUAACUGAGUUCAUAUCAAAGAGAGACUGUGCUCAUCAUUUCUUUAUCAUUGGUGUUUGUCGCCCUUCUCACAGGUCUUAGGCUGAGUCAGUGUUAUGUUGCAGCUUCUGUUAAACUGCAGCUCUUAUUGCACUCAAAUUGAUCCUGGACAGACAAACGUGUCUCUGUCGUACAUCACAGAGAACGAUGAGCCAUAAUUGUUACAGACCUCUUCCAAAAAUGUUUUCAGAGUUGCACAAAGCAUUGUUUAUGAUGUUACCUGAAGCUUUUCUUAUACAAGGAACUAGCUGAUCAGCUGAAUAAUUAGCUUUAUUCAUGUUAUCUACUCACUCUCUGAUAGGACCUGCCGCUCGUGCCUUUCAACUCAUCACAAAAGGAGGCAUGUGUCUUCGGUUAAUUUUUGUGGUUUAUUUAUUCAAUCCAGUGUACUUACUGUAUAAAGACAGGUUUCUCUGCUUUAGUCAAUGCACAUUUUUAAAAUGAAUUCUCAAGUUACUAUUAUUUUAUAAGUUUUGCUUGUGUGUGUUGUUGGCAGCUCAAAAAGCUGCAGUUUUGUCACCAGGAAGUUUUUUGUGGUUUGAGAAUAAAAAAAAAACACAUUUUA
Notolabrus celidotus (New Zealand spotty) is the source of this 3266-nucleotide messenger RNA. RefSeq names its product calcium release-activated calcium channel protein 1-like. NCBI's taxonomy places the organism in Eukaryota, Metazoa, Chordata, Actinopteri, Labriformes, Labridae. The transcript is spliced from 2 exons. The coding region runs from base 270 to 932 and encodes 220 amino acids. Gene Ontology annotation, molecular function: store-operated calcium channel activity. Gene Ontology annotation, biological process: store-operated calcium entry. Gene Ontology annotation, cellular component: membrane. The record is from RefSeq and is a predicted model, not a curated record.